Messenger RNA from Linum tenue, 432 nucleotides. The record is from the annotation of a GenBank genome assembly. Lineage: Eukaryota; Viridiplantae; Streptophyta; Magnoliopsida; Malpighiales; Linaceae.
AUGCUGCCACCUGGCGAGUCUAGGAAGCGAAAAGACAGAGAAUCAACGCCAGCGUUUUAUCCAGCUGCCAAACCAUCGGCUCGGCUCGACUACCUCCACAAGCCGCCGCCGCCGCCGCCGUCGACGCCAAAUCCUUCAACCAACAACAACGGGCUACUGGCCGGGUACUUGGCUUACGAGUUCCUAACGAGAGGGACGAUUCUCGGGGAGAAGUUCGAUCCGGCGAAGUCGACGGAUGCGGCGGUGCCUCUCGCGCUGCCGUCGAGAAUCAGGAAAGGCGGAGCAGUACCGGCCGCCGAGGAGGGGAGGAAGAAGAACAAGGAAGACGAGGAGAAGAGCUAUGCGGAGGUGGCGAGCUUAUUGAAGACGGAACGUGCCCACAUUCCCGGGAUUGUGAACCCUACUCAGCUUGCCCGCUGGAUUCGGAUGUGA